UGCCCGCACUGGCGGGCAUGACAGUGGCGGAGAAGGUGGGGCAGAUGAUGCAGAUCGACGAGCGGGCGCUGGGGCUGGGAGGCAACGUCACUGAAUACUAUAUCGGAUCAAUUCUUAGUGGGGGAGGCGGGUGGCCGCAGUACGCCCCCAACACCCCUACAGCAUGGGCCGACAUGGUGGAUAACUUCCAGGCUAAGGCGCUCAAGACGCGCCUGCGCAUCCCUCUGGUGUACGGCGUGGACGCGGUGCACGGCCACAACAACGUGUUUGGGGCGACUGUGUUCCCGCACCACGUGGGGCUGGGGGCUGCUGGAAAUGCUACCCUGGUGGAGGAGAUAGCUGCUGCUGUUGCCAAGGAAGUGGCAGCGACUGGCAUCCGGUGGACCUUCUCCCCCGCUGUGACUGUGUGCCUGGACCCCCGCUGGGGCCGCUGCUAUGAGAGCUUCGGAGCGGAUCCAGGGCUUGUAACGGAGAUGGCUAUAGCGGAGAUACGCGGAUGGAUGAAAGUCCCUUAUGAGGCGGGGAACUUUCCAGGAACCGUCUUCAUGGCGCCGACAGCGAAGCAUUAUGUGGGGGACGGGGGCACGCGGGGAGGCGUGGACCGGGGGGAGACGGUUGGGGGGGAGGCGGUGCUGAGACACGUGCACCUGCCGCCGUAUGUAGCAGCUGUAGCAGAGGGGGUGCCGACGAUCAUGGCCAGUUAUAGCAGCUGGAAUGGCGUUAAGAUGCAUGGGAACAGCUAUCUCCUCACGGACGUCCUUCGUAAGGAGAUGGGCUUUCUGGGCGUGCUCGUUUCUGACUGGGAGGCGCUCAAGGAGCUUCCAGGAAGCUACGAGGACCAGGUUGCCCUUGGGGUGAACGCAGGACUAGACAUGAUCAUGGUUCCCAAUGAUUUUGCCAACUUCUCCUCCACCCUCACCUCUCUCAUCAACUCGGGCCGCGUUCCAAUGUCGCGUAUCGACGAGGCCGUGUCACGCGUUCUCUCCCUCAAACACUCCCUGGGUCUCUUUGAUAAAGACCUAGUCUGCGCCCGCCACUCCUCCUCCUUCUUCUCCUCCUCUUCCUCCUCUCUCUCCUCCCGCUUCCUCCCCUUUUUCGGCUGCCCGGAGCACCGCCAACUUGCCCAGAAAGCUGUAGCAGCGUCGCUGGUGCUUCUGCAGGACUCGUGGAGGAGAGGGGGGAAUGGCGGUGGGUACAAUGUUGCUGUGUGGGGCCGGGGCAGGAAGAAAAUGUUUCCUCUGCCCGUGGAUGGGGCAAGAAUUGUGGUUGCGGGCAGCCAUGCAAACGACAUCGGGAGGCAAUGUGGGGGUUGGACAAUCUCCUGGCAAGGAGAAGCGGGGCCCAUAACCAAAGGCACCACCAUCUGGCAAGGAAUUAAAGAGCUAAUUUCUGGCCGGGCGGCUAGUCUCACGUACAUUGGAUACCCACCUGAAGACGACCGUUACGAAAACGGCACGAGGAAAAGGCCGAUCGAAGCCACCCGGGAGGCCGCAGCAGCGUGGGUGAAGCGAGCGAGGAGCGUCGAAGCGGACCUUGGGAUUGUUGUUGUAGGGGAGCCUCCUUAUGCUGAGUACAAAGGGGAUAAUCAGCAGCUGGAGCUAAGUGGCCCUGCCCGGUCGACAAUUUUUGGGAUUUGCAACCAGAUUCCUUGUGUCGUGGUGGUGGUUUCUGGGCGGCCACUAAAUGUUACCGGGAUGUUACCGCAUCUCGAUGCAUUGAUAGCUGCCUGGUUACCAGGGUCAGAAGGUAACGGGGUAGCCGACGUGCUAUUUGACGAGACGGUGGAUUUCAAGGGGAAGUUACCCUUGCCGUGGUUUCGCUCGGUCAGAGACCUGCAGCCGGACCAUUCCCCUGGCCCCAACCCCCCACUCUUUCCAAUGGGGUUCGGCUUGAAUAAGGCUGGUAAUCCAAUGGGUACAGUGGAUGGGGAGGGGGCACCCUAAGAUAGCUGUGACCACUGUAUAAUGUAACCACUGUAUGGUAACCAUCAUCGGAUGUAUGGACCACUGUAGCAUGUGAUUAUGGUAGGUAGGUAUGGUCAGUCAAGGCCACGAGGUGGCUAGUGUAUAUCUGCCCAAAACAGUUUGUAAGACUGUGUCACUCUUUUAAACCUCCAUCCAUGUCAAACGCUUUAACAA
This is a messenger RNA of Closterium sp. NIES-67, 2138 nucleotides long. The record is from the annotation of a GenBank genome assembly. Lineage: Eukaryota; Viridiplantae; Streptophyta; Zygnematophyceae; Desmidiales; Closteriaceae.